Messenger RNA from Mycosarcoma maydis (corn smut), 600 nucleotides. RefSeq lists its product as uncharacterized. The transcript has 2 exons. Bases 1 to 600 code for a protein of 199 amino acids. Lineage: Eukaryota; Fungi; Basidiomycota; Ustilaginomycetes; Ustilaginales. The record is from RefSeq and is a predicted model, not a curated record.
AUGAUCGCACUUCGCACAGCCCAACGAAGCGUAUUCGCGACAUCGCGACGCUUCGCCUCGACGCAAGCGGGAGCCGUCGUGGAAGAAGCCGCCUCGACUGCGCGCGCUGCAGCCAAGGAAAACGUCGCCGAAGCCAAGGGAGCCAUCAAGCACGCAGAAGGAAGCAUCAAGGGCGCUGCCCAACAAGCGAAGGCCUCGAUCCCUACUCCACCUGCUCCACCCAUCGUUGUUGGCACCCCCACCAUUCGUCGUCCCGUCGGAUCGGUGCGAGGAGGCGUGCUCGGCUUCCUUUUUGGCUUCGGUAUCGCUUCCGCAUACGGAUACUACUACUUGCUCAAGGAGUACAACGCUGCCUCCAACCUGAUGCUGGCCAGCGUAGAGGAGCUGCAGGGCUCAACUGAAAAGAUCACCGGCCACCUGCAGAGACUCAACAAGCUCGAAGCAGACCUCAAGUCGCUUACAUCGCAAACCGCUUCGAAAGCCGAGUAUGAAAAGAACAGGCUCGAGAUGAAAAAGAUUGUCGAUGGCAUCCACGACGAAGUGCUCGACGUCAAGAAGCAGGUUCUUGACCUUCCUCGUCCCACCAAGUACAUGCAGUAG